Molecule: messenger RNA, 5999 nt
Organism: Bombyx mandarina (wild silkworm)
Lineage: Eukaryota; Metazoa; Arthropoda; Insecta; Lepidoptera; Bombycidae
Gene: cpo
Product: RNA-binding protein
Molecular function (GO): RNA binding
Source: RefSeq, a predicted model, not a curated record
UUCAUUAAGAAACUCGUAUUCGUCAAUUAUCGCGUUGAUCAACGAACAAGUACUGUCGUUGUUGAUACUUCGAUAUCGAUACCGUGUCUUACAGUACGCGGUUCCUUCCCUGUCGCUGCAACGGUCAGUGCUCGCCAGAGUCACGCGACUCGGCCGGCACGCCCAGCCACAGUCGUGGAUAACCUCGGCCAAAGUCCCCUCCCCGUGAAGAGGCUGCACGAAGCGCUUCAGAACGCGCAAGUGAAGCGACAGCGGCUCUCCCCCCCGUUCCCUGCUCCCCCGACCACCCUUCAUCCAAUUCACCAACUAGCCGUGCACCAACACAUCAAAGUGCAGCAAAGCAUUGUGCAACAAAGCAUCGUGCAACAACACCAAUUGAAUCUGGCCCAUCAGUCUUUGCAAAAUCUGCAGGCGCAGCAGAGCUUACAAGCUCAACAAAGCCUUCAGGCGGCGCAAAGCCUUCAAGCGGCUCAGAAUCUACAAGCGGUUCAAGGCCUGCAAGCUUCACAGAGUCCUGUCGGGCCAGGAGUAGGGGCACAGCAAACUCCAGGAGCAAACCAAGGCACGCUGGUGCCUCCACAGCAGUCAUCACCGCGGGCCGCAUCUCCGCAACACAAGAAUAUGGAGCUCGCUCUCUGCCAAAGCAUGGAUUCGGUCAAUACCGCCACCACUGAGGAAGAGGUGCGGACGUUGUUCGUGAGUGGUUUGCCCAUGGAUGCGAAGCCACGCGAGCUGUAUCUACUGUUUCGAGCAUAUGAGGGCUACGAAGGUUCCCUUCUGAAGGUUACAAGUAAGAACGGGAAGACGGCUUCGCCGGUUGGCUUCGUAACGUUCCACACUCGUGCCGGUGCCGAAGCGGCUAAGCAGGAUUUACAGCAGGGCGUCCGGUUCGACCCCGACAUGCCGCAAACGAUUCGGUUGGAGUUCGCUAAAAGCAACACGAAGGUCAGCAAGCCCAAGCCGGCAGUUGCCACAGCCGCGCCAGCCGCACACCCCGCAUUGAUGCACCCACUCACUGGACAUUUAGCGAGUCCGUUUUUCCCUGGCGGUGGAGCUGAGCUGUGGCACCACCCGCUGGCGUAUGGCGGUGAGCUGCCCGGACUCUCGCACGGCCUCGUGCAUCCCGCCAUCCACCCACAGAUGGCGCCCAGCCCGUUGACGCUGGGCGCGUGCGUGUUGCCGGCGCCGGCGCUGGGCUCGCCGGGCGCGCACCCCGCGCCCCCCGCGCACCCUGGCCACCCCGGACAUCCCGCACACCCCGCGCACUCCGCGCCUCCCUGCUCUACGCUAUUCGUGGCCAACUUAGGCCAAUUCGUCUCCGAGCAUGAAUUAAAAGAGAUAUUCAACAGCUGCCCGGGGUUUACGCGGCUGCGUCUGCUGACGGGCGGCGGCGGCGGCGCCACUGCCGGCCCGGUGGCUUUCGUGGACUUCGCUAGUCCGCCGGACGCGGCCGCCGCCCUGGCUCGCCUCCAAGGCGCUCUGCUACUCAGCUCCGAGGGGGCUAUACACCUCGAAUUCGCCAGGCAUAAGAUGGCACACAACGGCUGGAUUCUCGCACAUGAACAGGGAGCCAAAGGCGGAGAAGAGGGCGAACAGCAUUAAUUCGUUCGUGGCUCUCGGCACUUGACAACCAGCGAACUGAGGGCGCUAUCUUGAUCCUCUGAAUCGCAUCGAAACGACAGGAGACGGAGCGACCAACAACUAUUGCACCAUAUGUCGACAAUGCAACUAACGGAUCAAGAUUCACGACUCUGCGGCGACACUAUAAUCCAUACAUUUACUGAGAGCUCUGUCUCCGUUUUUUUUUUUUCAUUUAAAUACAGUGUCAAGGGUGUGGUGUUACUUUUAUACCAAAUGUAGAAUAUUUUUAAUUUUUAUUAACAUUCCAGAUUCAUUGAUGAAGUAUUUAAAUUUAUUGAUUUUCUAUAAUAAUGAAACAUGUUUACUUAUUUAAUAUUAUAUUCAUUUUAUCGUGUAAAAUAAGAUUUAUUUACAAUUUAUUGUAUGGUAAAAUUUGUAUAUUUGUUUUACAAGGCCGAUGUAUACAAUUGAGAGGAUUUGUUAUGAAUAUAGUGUAUUAUCAGAAAUGAAACAUUUUAGGAUAUAACACAUUCGAAUAAGCUAUAAACCAAAGGUGCCCUUCAUAGAAAGAUUACGUUUUGUUAAAUAAUAUUUCAAGUUUAAUAAUUUAAACAACGUUGUAAUUAUUAUGAUACUUUUGUUUAGCCUCAACGGUGUUAGCCCUAUUUAAAUGAAUUUCAAUACUAUUUCAAAUUAUAUUUAUCUAAUUUCUUAGUAAUUUUUUAUAAAGUUCAAUCACUCGUUAAAGCGCUGGCACUCUAGUGUUGGUCUUUAUUUGUGUCUGUUAGAGGUGUGCUAUACAAGACGAGUGCUUGUAGCGGUAAGCGGUAAUACCACGGGCCCCCAGUGCCGCUCGGGAGUGCAAUGCUUCGCUGAAUUGAUCGCGGACUCGCAUCCUGCCUCACGAAUACCUUCGCUAGUUUUACCCGACUUCUUUAGGUGUCACACCAAAAUUUCUUGUGCCUUGAAAGUUGAUCCUAAAUUUUUCGAUACUAUUCCAAAAUUGUGAUCGCCUUUAUUAUAUUAUUGUGUGUUAUCGGUUCGGGCAUAUUCCUUAGGCCGUUCUUCGUGAAUGCGUCCCCACAGACUCGACGUUGCUGUGUGAUGCGACACCAGCGAGACCGGUUCAGUCUUGUUGCGAGAAUUUAGCCUUGGCCUUAUCAAUGUUAAUAAUUUAAUGUAAUCAUCGUAUUGUAAUUAAUUAAUAGUUAGUAAUUUAUACGACGGCUCGCGCGUCGACGCUGAAUAGUGAAACAAAUAUUCUACUAUCUGCAUGCUUUGACGAGCUUUUUGGUAAUAAUCUAAUUUAAUAAUUUAGUAGCUACUACUUCUAUUGUGUAAUCGUUAGUGAUUAUUGUAAUGUUAGGUAAGGGUAUUUAUUGUAGAUGAUCAGCCUAGUUGCAAUACAUACAUACUUAUUUAAUAAAAGUUAUUCAAACGAUUUAGCGAAACAAUGUAAUGAAGUUUUUUAAUCUACUAAAGUUUUAGGAUAAUUCAGAUGGAUUUUAAUAUAUUUUUUAUUUUUAACUAGUUGACUAUCGCAUACUGUAUAGUUAGUUACCUAUUUGUUGUUGAGAAGUAACGACGUUGUAAGUACAGAACAGUUUGAAAUAGCAAUAAACCAAAAAAGAAAUCUUAAAAUAAUCGUAGGAAUCUUAGUGACGUAUUCUGCUGAAGUAAACAUUAAAAAUUUUACAAAAAAAAAUACUAAAAAAAAAAAACCCUGCUUAGGCUAAUGAUAGGUAAUUUCGGAUAUAUUUGGGUUAUUAUCUUGACGCGACCGAUAAAAUGAGGUACCAGAGAUACCGCAUGUGAAUUCUUAUGAAAAAUCUCUUAGUCAAUAUUAAAUAGAAAUUUCGUCAAUUUUUUGACUUAGCAAAAUUUUAUAUGUGUUUAUAGAGAUUAUAACUUUCAGAUUGUACCGAGCCUCGUGGCGUUUAGACCAAAGAAUUAAAGAUAUACUUACUACUUACAUUAUAAAUGCCUCAGACCGCACCAAACUUUGUUAUAAUUUUGUCAACGGAUUUACUUGCUAUGAUGGUUAAAGUUGUGAUUUUAAAUAACUAAUUUAACUUUUAUUCAGAAGUUUAACUAAACCUAUUGUUUUAAAUGAAAAGCACCUUGUUAUGAUAUCAUUAGCAAUAUUAACUUUUUAAAACUUCUUUUUUAUUAAAUCGAAUUUAUCGAAAUUAUCAUAUUCUCUUAUAUAUCCGCAAAUCACUGUCUGUUUUAAUGUUAAGCUAAGUCAAUGUUUACAUAAUUAAAUUUGGUAUAACGCUAAUUCGUAUGUAAGUAAAUAUAUAUUAAAUAAAGUAGUAGUGAUCUCCCACACCUUCGGCGUGCGGCGUUCUCGAUCUCUCAUAAUAUAUAAAAACAACGAAAACAUUUCUGUUGAUUUUCAAUUAUCAGUAGGUGGUUUUAGUACAUUGAAUUAAUAAAAUAUAAUUGCUUCUUUAAAAGAAUAUAAAAAAAUUACACAACAGUAACUGUAGCUUCUAGCUCUGCCAUCAAAUUACUAGCGUUUUUUUUAAAUCACGAAAAUUUUAUACUACGCCAUUUUCUCGUUUACUAUACAGUAAAAUGGCGUCAAACAAAAUGGCGAUGAAAAGCAAAGGGCGCGAGAACGCCGCCGCCGCCAUGAUUCCGUCCAACAACCGUAGAUAGCGAGUAAGAGACGUCCAGUGGCUGAGGACACGGCUACGUCACCUUUUGCGGGACUACUCGAUACAUAUCAUCGUGUAAUAUUUAAUGUGUAAUUUUAAAAGAGCGGUUUCAUAGAGACGUUUAUUCUGUAUUCUCGUCUAUUAAUUAUUAUAAUGCAUUCGGCUGUAUGUCACGCUAUAUAUCCAUAAUUUAUAUUUCAACGUUCUUUCUAUAAUUUUUGCUGUGUAUCAAACGUUCCCUCGUUAUUUACAUUCUCAGCUUGGUAUUUGUUUAAUUGCGCGUGUGCGAGAACGAUCGCUAACAAUAGCCACGAAACGGAUAUUUUCAUAACAUUUACUAUGAAGCCGAGUGGGAUGGUUCGGAAUGUCGUCGAAUGUAGUCGAAUGUAGACGCGUGACAUUGGCCCGCAUGUGAUAGGGUAGUGCGUAGGGCUGUAGCGACGCCUUGCAAGUUAGGUUAAGUGAAGCGGUAUCACACAAACACCGUGCAUCGGAAACAUAUCAAUUCUGUGCCCCUUAAUAAAUUAGUUAAAUUACUAUUUCUAAGAGAUACAAUAUGAAUAGAGAUAAUGAAACAAAAUAAUCGUUUGGAGUAUCAAAUACCUGCUAAGUGUUAUUUUCGUUCGGUAAUACGGAUAAAUGUUUGCCGAUUAGAAUAUAUUUGAAUGUGGUUCAAAAUGCAUCAUAGUACCCCGAGUAGCGUCGCGCAAGUUUCCACUUUUUUCACGGCUAUAGAUAAUGUCGUAUUUUUAUUUUCUAUUUUAUUUUUUCAUUCUUCGAAAUAUUAUGGCUUAAUUACCAAAUUAUGUUUAACAAUUCGCUUAGGAUUCAGUAUUAAAAUGACAUUGUUUUUAUUGUUCUGCGACAAAUUAGUAAGUUGCUGUAAACUUAUUUGUAUAUCGAGCAAAGUAAAUCAUACAAAAUAUGUAGUUAGUAAUUAAUUGUUAGAUUUGUGUGACUUGAAUUAUUGAAAUGCUUUUAGAGCAAACAUAAUGUGUUAUUGUGGUUUAAGAGAAACAUAAUGACAUUGUAAACAUAGUGAUAAAUUUAGCUUAAUUAUUACAACUUUUAUAGAUGUUCGUUCAUUUUCUUUUUCUAACUUCAUGAAGUAUAGUGGCAUGGAGACGUCAUUGUUAAUUCAAAUAAAUUUGAGCUCAUCCUCAAUGGAAGUUUUUAUUUGUAAACCCUUUCUACUGCAUACAUUUAUUUAAGAAAAGUCUCCACACAUUACUGUCAAAGAGUCGAGGAAGUGAAGUUUAUACAAGUUUUACAAAAAAACAUUCAUUCCCAGAAUUUUCAAUUCUACUGAACUUUAUUGGGUAAAUGGGAUGUCCCUUGUUAAAAUGUUAUAGUUAUUAAUAAAUAGGUAUGUAGUUUAGAUUCAAUUUAGUAAGUUUAAAAAUAAUAAUUGACAGUUCAGCUUUCCUGCUUUGUAGACUUUGCCUUACGUAUAUUUAUGUAAAACGAAUUCGUAAAAACUUAAAUUUUGAUGAAAAAUAAAUUAUUUCAAACAAUUUUUUGGACAAUAAAAUUUUCAAUUUGAAGGCAAAAAUAUUUGUUUUGUUUAGUUUUGUAUACAAUAUUUUUGUUUUUUAAUAUUAUUAAUCUAGUUUUACAUACAGUACGUAAAUAAAACUACUGAAAUUUCAUAAUUAUUUUAAAUUAAUCAUUAAUUUUAAUGCAGUGUUGUAAAAUGUUAUUAGUGUUAAUGCAUUAUAGGGUCCAAAGAUUGGAAUAAACGUGUAAUAUGUAAAA